AUGUUGGUUUUCUCUGUAUGUCUCAUCAUUUCUUCCCCAUGUGUCUCCUCCAGAAUUCGUCCUCAGAUGGCCAAGGAGAAGAUAGAGGGCUGCCAUGUGUGCACGCUGGUGACACCUGGGGAGCCGCAGGUCCUCCUGGGGAAGGACAAGGCCUUCACCUAUGACUUUGUGUUUGACAUCGACUCGGAGCAGCAGCACAUCUACCAGGCAUGUGUGUACAAGCUGAUCGAGGGCUGCCUUGAAGGCUACAACGCCACUGUCUUUGCGUAUGGACAGACUGGCUCAGGGAAGACCUACACCAUGGGGACGGGUUUUGAUGUGAGCCUGAGCCAGCAUGAGCAAGGCAUCAUCCCGCGGGCGGUUCACCAACUGUUCGAGGGGAUCCAGAACAGGAAGGUGCGCGCACAGGAGGCCGGCACUCAACCACCAGAUUUUAAAGUCAGCGCCCAGUUCCUGGAGUUGUACAACGAGGAGAUCCUGGACCUGUUUGACAGCGCCCGGGACCCAGAGAGUCGCAACAGGAAGUCCAACAUCAAAAUCCACGAGGAUAGCAGUGGCAGCAUCUACACCACUGGAGUCACAUCCAGGCUGGUGCACUCAGAGGAAGAGCUGCUGCAGUGUUUGAAGUUGGGCGCUCUUUCCCGCACCACGGCCAGCACACAGAUGAAUGCCCAGAGCUCCCGCUCGCACGCCAUCUUCACCAUCCACCUCUGUCAGAUGAGAGUCUGUCAACAGCUGCAAAUGAUCAAUGGCGGUGGAGAGAAUGGGGAGGUGAACACUGUGGACUCCAGCCCCAUCGGCCAGCCAGAGUAUGAGACGCUGAUGGCCAAGUUUCACUUUGUGGACCUGGCUGGCUCUGAGAGACUCAAACGCACAGGAGCCACAGGAGAGAGGGCCCGGGAGGGCAUCUCCAUCAACUGUGGACUGCUGGCACUGGGAAAUGUGAUCAGCGCUUUAGGUGAUCAGGCCAAGAAGGGGGGACACGUGCCGUACAGAGACUCCAAACUGACCCGACUGUUACAAGACUCACUGGGAGGCAACAGCAACACAGUGAUGAUCGCCUGCGUCAGCCCGUCAGACCGCGACUUCAUGGAGACCCUCAACACACUGAAGUACGCCAACCGCGCCCGAAAUAUUAAGAACAAGGUUGUGGUGAACCAAGACAAGACCAGCCAGCAGAUCAGCGCGAUGCGAGCUGAGAUAGCCCGACUGCAGCUAGAGCUGAUGGAGUACAAGGCGGGGAAGCGUGUAGCAUGCGAGGAAGGUUCAGAGGGUUACAGCGACCUGUACCAGGAGAACGCCAUGCUGCAGAGAGAGAAUGACACACUGCGCCUCAGAGUAAAGGCCAUGCAAGAGACUAUUGACCACCUCAACACCCGUGUGACACAUCUGCUGGCCAAUGAGGUCAGCACUCUGCUCGCCAAGUCAAGUGAAGGCAAUGAGGAGAUCGGGACUCUGAUUCAGAAAUACAUCCGAGAGGUUGAAGAACUUCGAACCAAGCUUCUCGAGAGUGAGGCCAUGAAUGAGUCUUUGCGACGGCAGAUGGCUCGGCUCUCCUCUCGCUCCCCCUUUCCAGCCUCCACACUCAGCCCCGCCCCCGGCCACCCCCCCGGGUCCUCCCCUAUGCCCAUGUCCAUGGAGGCAGAGAUGACGGAUGUCCUGCGCCGUGCCAAGCUGGACAUCGAGAGGCUUAAGAAGAAGGAGAGGAGGCAGAGAAGGAUGAGUCCGGAGUUGGAGAAAGGCCUGAAAAAACGAGUAAAGCUGCACACUCAGGAGAACGGAGAGAAUAGGCGAGGUGGUGAAAAUGGACUGAAUGGAGAGGUCGACUCAGAUGAUAAUUACACUGAGGACAUCAUGUCUCCGCUGCAAGAGGAGAGUGGCUGUGAAGAAGAUGAGGGUGAGGAUGAAGAGGAGGGCAGGGAGGAGGAGGACGACUUUGACAGUGAUGAGAGUCUGGUAGAUUCCGACUCCGACUCGGAUGAUAAAGCCAACUUUCAGGCAGACCUGGCUGACCUAACCUGCGAGAUAGAGAUCAAGCAGAAGUUGAUAGACGAGCUGGAGAACAGCCAGCGGAGGCUGCUGAUGCUGAAGCUGCAGUACGAGGAGAAGCUCAUCCUACUGCAAAACAAGAUCAGAGACACACAGCUGGAGAGAGACCGUGUGCUUCAGAACCUUAUGUCCAUGGAGAACUACACCGAGGAGAAGGCCAACAGGAUCAAGCAUGAGUACGAGAAGCGCCUAAAAGACAUGAACCGCGACCUUCUCAAGCUUCAGGCUGCACAGAAGGAGCACGCGCGUCUCCUCAAAAACCAGGGGAGGUACGAACAGGAGAUGAAGAAGCUCCAGACUGAGGUCAAUGACAUGAAGAAAGCUAAGGUUGUGCUGAUGAAGCAGAUGAAGGAGGAGCAGCAGAGGAGGAGGAUGUACCAGAUUCGAGCUCUGGAGUCUCAGAAGCGGCAGCAGGAGCUGGUGCUGCGCAGGAAGACCCAGGAAGUGACCGCCCUGCGGCGCCUGGCCAAACCCAUGUCGGAUCGCGUGGCUGGACGGGUGCCCCGCUGGAACCAGACUCCCCCGGUUACGGAUUCUGGGGCCGAUCUGUCAGCAAGCACGACAGCAAGCAGCUCUGAGCCCGAGACUGCGAGGACCGUGAGUGGGCUGGUGCGGCAGUGGAACAACAAGAACAAUGUGUACGGAUAUCUGGGAGAGAGUGAGGGGAGCAUGGAUGGAACACGGGUGAUCAGCAGAAAGAAGUUGCAGCGGAAACCAGCGGGACUGGGCAGCCCUGCAGCCGGAGGCAGAGCCAACACUUUCUCCAAGUCUGCACGACAAAAGUGGCAAUCCCUGGAGCGUCGGAUAAUGGACAUUGUCAUGCAGAGAAUGACCAUAUCCAACGUAGAAGCUGACAUGGAUCGUCUCAUAAAGAAACGAGAAGAGCUGACAGUCCAGCAGGAAGCACUCUCUCAUAAGAGGGAGGUAUUGAUGGCAGACGGGGAGGGACCAGAGGCCGAGGACCGCCUCCUUCAGGAGAUUAAUGAGGACAUCGAGGUUCUGAACGCCAAUAUAGACUACAUCAAUGACAGCCUGUCAGAGUGCCAGGCAACCAUUGUGCAGAUAGAGGAGACCAAGGAUGAGCUGGACUCAGUGGACACCUCAGUAGUGAUCAGCUCCUGCUCUCUGGCGGAAGCGCGCCAUCUGCUGGACCACUUCCUGAAAGCCUCCAUAGAAAAGAGUUUACAGGUGGCUCAGAAGGAGGCUCAGAUCAGGCUGUUGGAGGGCCAGCUGAGGCAGACGGAUGUGAUCGGCUCGUCCCACAAUCACAUAAUCCUGGAUGCACUACGAGAAAAGGCUGAAUACAUCCCUGAACUCCAGGCACUCAUCCACAAUGUCCAGCAGGAAAAUGGUUAUGCCAGUACAGAUGAGGAGCCCUCUGAGUUCAGCCAAGCCUCUGACAGCAGUGUAACUCAGAUGAAGGAAUCCAACAGCCAAGAUGACUUUAAAGUAAAGCUGGAGCCCCGUCUGUCGGCCCAGAUGAAGGCUGUGUCAGCCGAGUAUCUCGGUCCCAUCCUUGACCCGUCAUCAGGCAGCAAGCCGCCGCACAUCACCAAGUCUCUGGCCUCACUGACGGACAUCCAGGAGGACGGCCUGAGUCUCAUUCCCGGGGGUCUGGCUCUCAGCCUGGCUCUGAGAGAACCUUACCACAGGGACAGGGCCUCCCGCACCAUCAGCCUGCCCGUCAGGGGACACACCUUUCCCAGGCAGUCUCGGGGUUAUGACACUUCCCCAAUAACAAGAAGGAAAUCUUACGACCGUGCAUACAGGCCCACGGAUGGCUACACUCCCCCGUCUUCUCCUCCUCUAAGGACCAGGAAUGACCGCAAUGUCUUUUCAAGGCUGACCAGCAACCAAACCCAGGGUUCUGCUCUGGACAAGUCAGAUGACAGCGACUCCUCGCUCUCCGAGGUGCUCAGGGGUGUGAUCAAUCCCAUCGGGGGUGUGAAAGGUGGUCGGACAGCGCCUCUGCAGUGUGUGUCCGUGGCAGAGGGUCACUCAAAGCCGGUUCUGUGUGUGGACGCUACAGAUGAGCUGCUGUUCACUGGAUCCAAAGACCGUACCUGUAAAAUGUGGAACCUGGUAACAGGACAAGAGAUUGCCACCCUUAAAGGCCAUCCCAACAACGUGGUGUCAGUGAAGUACUGCCCCUCCUCGGGUCUGGUCUUCUCUGUCUCCACCUCCUACAUUAAGGUGUGGGACAUCCGGGACUCGGCUAAGUGCAUCCGCACGCUCACGUCAUCGGGACAGGUGGUUUCAGGGGACGCGUGCGCUGGCACGACCACCCGCACAAUAACCUUUGCUCAGGGCGAGUGUCAGAUCAACCAGAUAGCUCUCAACCCGUCAGGAUCUGUCCUCUAUGCUGCUGCUGGAAACAUAGUUCGCAUGUGGGAUCUCAACCGGAUGCAGGCGACGGGGAAGUUGAUGGGCCACAUUGGCUCUGUCAUGUGUCUGACAGUGGGGCAAUCUCUGCUGGGUAAAGAUCAAGUCAUCACUGGCUCCAAAGACCAUUAUGUCAAGGUGUUUGACGUAGCAGAGGGAACUCUGGGUAAUAUUGGUCCAUCUCAUAACUUUGAGCCCCCGCAUUAUGAUGGUAUAGAGUGUUUGGCCGUACAUGGAGACGUGCUGUUCAGUGGGUCGAGAGACAACGGCAUUAAGAAAUGGGAGCUGGAACAGCAGGAGCUCACACAGCAAAUUCCAAACGCCCACAAGGACUGGGUGUGCGCCCUGGCCCAUGUACCCGGCCGGCCCAUGCUGCUGAGCGCCUGCCGGGGAGGCAUGCUAAAGGUGUGGAACGUUGAAAACUUCACACCCAUAGGAGAGGUCAGGGGUCACGACAGCCCCAUCAAUGCCAUAUGCACCAAUUCAAGACAGAUCUUUACGGCUUCCAGUGACAAAACAGUUAAGAUCUGGCUGUCAAAGGUGUGGAGGAAGAGAUGAGAACCAAAGUGGCCGUGGAUCCAUCGCCGGCUGUCUUGCUGCCUGCAUCUUCAGUGAUCUAUACCCUGCUCACAUCAGGCAACGAGAUCCCACACUAAAGUUAUAGUUUCAAAGGCAAUCAAGGUGUGGAUCAUGUAGUCAAGGUGAAAAAAAAAGGCCUUUCUGACUUUUUUUUCUUUUCUUUUUUUUACUGCCAAUUUUAAAAAUGCCAUUCGGAUGUGGUGCUACUUGGAAACGAUAAACUGUAACUGCCAGGUGGUGCAGACAUCAGGCAAAAAAAUGUCUCACUUAAUAUGAAAACUACCGCCUGCAGCCUGGUAUUGAAUGAAAGUGUCCUUCUGUUCGUUAACUGAGGUCUCAGACAGUCCGAGAUGAGUCUGUUUGUGUAUCUGUCCAGCCUCUGUUACUUUACUUUUGUGGUGGCUCUGAUAUUGGGCACACUGGAUAAUCACGUUAUGCGCUCAUGGCAGCGGAUCAGUGGACUUUUGCUGAUCCUGGCUGAGACAUCACUGGAAAACAACACAAACUAUCAUCUCUUGGUGUCCUGGAACUAGCUUUUCUUUCUGCAAGUCAUCAUUAUUAGUAUGUUUUAUUUAUUUAUUGUCUUCCCUACCUCAUUUCUUUAUUACCUUGGCGUGGGAUGGGUGGGGACAUUUUUCGUGGGUCUCUAUGUACAAACAUUCGGUGCUUUAUGUCUUAAAAUCAUUUCAUGUCAGCCUCUUCAUCUCCUUGAGGAUGAGUCCUCUGUGGGCCUGUGGCUAUCAGACCAUCUGGCUGCUGACCUCGCAGACAGGAUAGCGCACGGCCGGUAGUACAAUUAAAGCAGCCUUGAUCCCAGAGGACUCGACUGUAACAUAUUAAAGUGCUAACUGUGGCUGAAAUAAAAAAAAACACCUGUGCAGAAGCCCAACAGUACACUCUCAUUACCCAAUUGCAAGACAAGUGCUGCAUUGAGGCCAAAGUGGUUGAUCGUUAUCCCAUCCGUCUACAGUAUGGAGCCCUUACCUGCCAUUUAUCCUCCAGGCAAAUGGUAAGAGCAGCAGUUCCUUCUGCCUGCUUUCAUCUCCCCUCUGAUUUUUCCAGGUGAGGUGUCAGACUGACCAGCCUUACCGAGCCCACCUCUUUCCCAUCUACUGAACCUCUGUUGGAAGGCAAUUAAUUAGAGCUCAGCUCUGUCAGCUGCUUUUCAGGCAACGUAACUUUUUUUUUAAUAGGUCACCACUGAGAGGGAUUCUGUUAUCAGUUGUUUUUUUCCCUUUUUAUUUCCAGUUUCCUUCCACCCACUGUUUAGGUGCUACACAUACAAGCAGGAAUCUACUUUCUGUCCCCACGUGCUGAUAAAUGAAUCCAUUUGUGUGGCAGAUAAUGUGUGUGGGCAUCACGCACAUAUGCACAGACACAGAAAUAUCCAUAUUUUGGUUAUCCGUCUUGUCUGCUCAGCAUUCCUCGCUGUGUUAAUUAAGUGUCUCUUUAAUGAAACAAAUUCAGCAUUUCACUGAGAAACACGCACACACACCUGCAGGCCAUGGAAAGUCUUAAGUCACUUAAUUUAUCAGUUUGGUCUCUGACAUAUACGGAAAAUUGCUUCCCAUCAUUUCAUGAGCACACUUUUUUUUUUUUUACUCAGCAGCUCUAAAUGUAUUUGGAAGCAUCUUUCCACACAGAUGUCCUACCGCUUGAUGAAGAAUCCAAUUCAUGUCUGUUAGGAUAACGGUUCAGUUUUGUUUGGCUCAGCAUUAUCGCUUCCACUUUGAAAGAAAUAAUGUUUUGCUGAUUUAGUGCACUUUUCCUUAUGAAAGACCCAGAUACGUACAGUAUGUAGUUGAAUUAAAUGAUUCUUGGAUCAUAAAACGGUAUUCAAGAAUGUGUUGAAAGUUGAGAAAUACUUUGAACAAGCUUUCCAUAAAUUCUGCUCUGCUGCUGUUUCAUGUAUCCAACAUGAGUCUGACGCUGCUUAAACUCGCCAAAAGCAAUUUUAGGGGUUUUCGUCUUCUGUUAGGAGGUCUGCUAUUAGACAUGAAUGCAAACGCGUUGAUGGUGUUAAUCUGAUGAUGCUUUUUUUUUGGUGUUGUAUUUUGUUAUGAUUAGAAACUCAGGUAAAGGUUGAGGGACAGUUUUAGUCAUACUUUAAUCAUAACUUGACCCUGUGAAUCUUAGCUAGCUUUCAAAUCGUCCAAAUGCCUUGUUUAUCAGAUUUGUUUUAUUUCUUUAUUUUUAAAAUGAGGAAAAAAAGGUACUAUCAUGUUUGACUCCCUUUUGUUAAAUACUGAUUUUCAUGUUUUGCAUUUGCAUUUAACUCCCUUUACUUCCUAUCUUUGUACUGUGCUUUUGUGUGAAAAUAGACACAUUUCUUUUUCUGGCCAAAGCUGAAAGUCUUGCAACUCAAAGAAGAUAUGCACUGUUUAAAAAAAAAUGUCAUAAUUACCUGUUAGAAAUAUGCAUAAUACAUGCUAUCUAUAUUUUAGUUUGCUUGUAAUCUGGGGUUACUGGUACAAAGUGUGGUCAGCAGGGAAAGGCCAUGACAUAGUGGGUUGUGUACUGUGAUCUUGGGUCUGGGCCCUUUGCUGUAUUUAUCUGUGCCAAUUGACCAAAUGGACUUUGCUCGCCACCUCUGAUAUUGUAUGUGGUAAUGCUGCACAGACAGACUUCAUCUCCGUUUUUGUCUUUUCUUGAUACUUCCACUUACUAUUAGUUCAGAUUCUGUAGAGCUGUAUUUUAGGGCACCCGCGGUUGUGCCCUAUACUUGUACGUUCUCUUGCUUAGUACCAGUAGAGCUGACCUGUCGAUUGGACGUCUUGAAAUCCCGCAGUUCUGCCGAUGAGUCAUUUGACCUCGUAAUGUCAAAUCCGAGCGAUAUCCAACGGUGUAGGUUUGCUGUUAUAUUCUUCAAGCGAUGUGGCAAGUUUUCCGGAUUCUGAAACAUUGACAGUGCACAAAAUACUGAGAGUGCUUUAUGAAUCCCACUUCACUCAAAAAAGUCGCUAUGGUUACAAAGAAGCCAUAAAAUAUUUUCUGGUCAGCCUCUUUCAAAGUUGCCUCUAGCUCUGAGACUUAUAUUUAAGCCCAUAACAACACCACUUUAUUACUUGGUGAUGUGUAAAUACUUGUGUCAUACACUUCUAAAUAUAACUGAGGAACUGCAGUUGACUUCUCUCCUGUCAGCUGGCCUCAUAUUGGUCUCUUAGUUAGGUUUUUACAUGCACUUUGUUUGGAAAGCGAACACUGACGUGAACGCUCUAUGCUCUGCUGUUUUCCAAAUAUAAAUCAAGCCAUGUUUUAGACUUAGUUUACAAAAAGAAUAUGAAUAAAUCCCAAAAUAGGUGUAAACCACUGACCUGGAAAGAACCUAUCUCUUCAGAUUUACAGUAGGUUAUAGAUAGGUCAUGCAAUGUUUCUGCUAAUAUGAUAUUUAGGGACGUGUGUCAGAAAAAAAGACUGCUGCCUUUUAAUUCUUCAUUUGUAGUAUCUGAGAAUGACAAUGUUACAUGUGGAAGAGCAGCAUGCAAACCUUAGUAGAUGCUGAGGACAGUCUGUCUUUAUUUCCCUAGUUGCCUGGUGGCACUGUAGUAUUUUAUUAAUAUAAUGACCACAAACAGUUGAUAUUCUUUGGCUGCAAGUGAAACUGCCUACUGUACUUGCAAUGCCUAACCAGUUUGGGUUGAAAGAAAACAAACUGAACAAAAAUCAAAAUCACCAAUAUAGCAGGACUAAGAUGAAAAAGCGUGUUAGCAAUAGAGCACUCUGCCUGGCCUAUUUUAUUCUACAAUGCAAAAUGUGGGAAUGUGGCAGACCAACAUCUCCAUCCUUUUUUAAGAGUGAAUUUACCCACCUUGGAGGCCAAAUCACAGAAAUGUAUCACGCUCUUUCUUCUAUAAAACUCUGGCCAAGCUCGCCAGAUUUAGCAAAACAGGCUGAUUUACUGUUUGUCAGUACAAUGUAGUAGGCAGUUUCAUGUACAGCAUAUGUGUGUAUAGAUAUUCCACACUUGUGCCCUAAGCAGAUGUAUAAAGAGAACAUGCUAACAGCAAUGUGUACAGAAAUGUGAGGAACCAGGGAAUUUACCAUUUACUAAGCCUCACCGCCCUGAGUUAGUGUGGGAACACUUGACAAGCUUCACGCUCUCUCAAAGCACAUGCAGUUUGUAAUAUAAGUGGAUAAGCUAAGCAAAUGUUUGGAGAAAUGCAUGCAGACAACCAUUGCAAUGGAUAGUUUUAGACAUUAAUUUAGUCAUUUGCUGAAGAUUCUCGUUCUGAGAAAAUGUUGAUACUUGAAAUAUUGGCUAGGUUCUACGUUUAUUUCGGAUGGAUGAACCAACCUUCUGAAUUCUGUGUGUGUGGAAUAUUAAACAUUUCGGGUGCUCCUGUGCUUCAUAUCAGCAUGUUGAGAAAUUCUUCAACUUGAAAGGGUCGUCAUACCCAGUUACAUUUAUGAAGCAGUAAUCUGUCACUUGCACUCAGGGUGUGGGGUUUAAUAAAUGGUAGAUUUCUUUAAAAAAAAGAAAAAAAAGUAGCUCCAUUAUUCACAAAUUAACAGUUGCCAGCACAGAACAUACCGUAGAGUGAGGCUGCCAGUGAAACAGAUUGUGUUACCACCUGUGGUACUUAAUUCCCAAAUGCACCAUCUAAUAAUUGUAGGGGAAAUAAAACCCAAAUGCUCAUCAUCUCAGCAUUAGCCUCAUGCCUCACCUAACUGACCUGACUGGCUUGUAAAAACAGAAUGUGAAUGAAGGACAUCGGUAAUGAUUUAAAAAAAAAAAACCCUGUGUCUGUAACGGACACACUGAGGAUUGUAGAUUGCCCUUCAGUUCUGUUUUAAGGCAGUCAGUGUCCCUACUUGCUGCAUCAUUAUGGCAGAAAAGACUUUCAACUUGCUUCAGGCUGCUGAGGGGAUGGCUUCUCAUUUAGACACAAUCUUGAGGGCUCUUGAUCAAAAGGGCACUUUACCGCUUGGCAGCAAACCUCCAUCACACAUCUCCUCUUCAGCUGCUCCCAGAGUUUUUCUUUCGGUGUUCGUUGUGUGGUAACACGAUAUGUGACAAUGUCUGUGAAAUAUGUACUCUUGGGACACAAAUGCAGGUUCAAAGGUCAUUUGUGCCUUUUAUUGCACAGACUACUCCCUCUCAAGUGUAAAUCUUUGUAAAUAGUUUUUUUUAUAUAGGACAAUGUGCAUGUAACAAAGCCAUGUAAGAGGUUUUGAUUGUAAUUAAUGUAAAUACGUAUUUAAUGAAGGAUCCAUUGCUCCCUCAACAAAAUAAAAAAAUGUGAAACAA
Menidia menidia (Atlantic silverside) is the source of this 10258-nucleotide messenger RNA. NCBI's taxonomy places the organism in Eukaryota, Metazoa, Chordata, Actinopteri, Atheriniformes, Atherinopsidae. The record is from the annotation of a GenBank genome assembly.